Messenger RNA from Lasiosphaeria miniovina, 1090 nucleotides. RefSeq lists its product as uncharacterized. Lineage: Eukaryota; Fungi; Ascomycota; Sordariomycetes; Sordariales; Lasiosphaeriaceae. The record is from RefSeq and is a predicted model, not a curated record. Bases 163 to 720 code for a protein of 185 amino acids. The transcript has a single exon.
GGAACACGUCAACUCGCUCUCGCUCCCCAGGGCUGCAGAGAGGCAUCCCCGGCUGGGAGCUAAAAAGGUCCGCGAGGAGCAGUUCCGGGUACCUUGCGCGUGCUGCAUCAUUAGGUCAUUGGACGCCCAUUGAACCCUCUUGGCCCAGGCACCCGGGCGCGGAUGGCAAAUUGGCAAUGUGUAAGUCUGUGUCUUGGUGGAAGGCAAUGGAACAAGGCAUCGGGGGCAGCUGUUGUUUCGGCGAGAGGCCACUCAAGUGCAGCUUGCAUUGAAGCUAGCCCGAGGAGCUCCGGUUUUUCUGCCCAAGAGGGGCCUGGGAUUUGCUCAGCCUGCGUCAGGGCCAUCGAGCCCGCAGCCCGGGACAGUCCGGUUGGGUUGGGCUCGAAGGGCUGCGCACCGCCCUUUCUCCACACGCGCAAGAGGAAGCCAUUGCGUCCGUUCGUCUUGUGCCGUCUACUGGAGCCACGUGCCCAGACAAGACGUCUUUUCCCUCAACCUGGAAGUCUUCCUGCCCAAGACCCACCGCCUCGGCUAAUGCACAUCGCCCGCAGCAACGCCGACCGACUAAUGUACACAGUAGAAUCACCACGUAAGGCACCAAUGAGGCCCAGAGCCCUAGAGCACCACCACCAAACGGGGUCGCUUCUUCGCAAAUGCCCUCCAAACAAGCCAACGCGUCGCGGCGGCCCAUUCCGCGUCUCAGCAAACACCCAUCAAUGACUCACGUUGCCGUGGACAUGGCGGGGGUGUCACUGGACUGCGCCGUGUGCCGGUUGUCUCAUCCGCAACGAAUGUCAUCUCUCAAUUCUAGAUGCCGCAGAUGCGUCUUCCGAGAGAAGCUCCCGCGCCGCUGCAACCUCAACCUCAUCGUACCCACGCCAUCCCCGAUCCCCCGCCGUGCUGUGUCGAACAAUCUCGGACAGCUUCGCAGUAGCUAGCUCGUUGAGCCGCUCAAUGGUGCUUGUAUCCGGCAGACGCAAGCCACCCUCGUCGUUCUGCUUUGCUGGCUUGCCCGACUCCUUGAGGAGCCUCAUUGUAACCUUGAGAGCCGUGUCAGAGUGUAGGUCAACACAACACCAGGGGGCACAAC